GGGGGGGAAGGGGUGGCCGUGCCUGCAGACCGUCAAUGUCAGCAAAAUGUCUCACGGCCUGCAAUCAGAUUACCCUGAUGUGCUGCGUGUGGCCCAUGGGUUGCCCACUACUGGUUUAAUGGCCAUUAAUUCAAAUUUGGAACACUGGGAGUAGAGAGGCAACAAGGAAACUGACCUUUCCAUUGCUUGGAACAGACAGACCCUGUUUUAGCCAGUACAGGUGCGCCCAGCAAAUUGCAAGGAUCUAUCCAGUUAUUUCUGUGGCCUUCAUCACCAUGGUACCAGAGCACAUCACGAACAUUAAUGGAUUUUAUCCUUCCAGCAUGUCAGGAAAGGAAGGUGCAAAGCAAAGAUGGGGUUUGCUGAGGACAAGGUUUAUGACUACAUUAGGGAAAACAUGCAGGACUUCCAUCGCAUCCGGGUGCGCCAGCUGAUUCACCAUCUGCCGUGUCUCUCUGAUGCAGACAGGGAAGAGAUAGAAGCCCACGACGACAGGAAAGGGAAUGAGCACGCCGUGUGGGAGCUCUUCUACUACCUGAAAUGCAGGAGUGGCUGGGUGAAGGAGCUCGUUGAGGCGCUCAGGAAGAACAGGCACCAUGAUCUCGCAGACAGGGUUCAGAGCAAGUACGAUGCUCACCAAGUCCGUCCUCGGAACAAGGCACCACUUCCUGCUGUGAAUAACUCUCUGCCCAGCUACAAGUUGGUUUGCUCUCAGAUGCCUCCACCGACUGCUAAUCCUGAUCCUCGGCGCGCUGGCCUCACCUUUGAGAACAAUCCCCACAUGCCUUCAUUGCCUAGGCAGCCAGCAAGUCUCCCAAGGCCCGGCACACCCCUGCCUCUCCAGACAAAUCCGUCUGGCGUGGAAAGCUACCAAGACCUGGGGGAAUACAAUACUCCUGUGCAAGAAAUGGAGCCGUUGGCAAAGCAAAAGGUUACAGAAGAUGCCCUGAGCCCGUGGAGGGAAGCUCCGAGUCCCCAACCCACUGGAAACGCAGCACUAGCUGAUCUCAGGGCAUCACAGGAAGGCAGUAACCAUGGAGAUGGUCUGUCCUCAGCAGCAGUCCAGUUACCUCCUGAAUCACCAGCGGGACACCUGCUGGUUUGUGGGCAUGUGCCCAGAGGAGAGGUGGAAGUGGCUCAGCCAGGCAGACCAGUAUUUGACCCAAGCGGACAGGGGCAGGACUGGGCAAGCCGCCAGCAGCAUCCGGUCUGUAUGAGCGAUGGGUAUUUUGGGAACAUGAAUCACCUGAAUGUUGGGAACGGCAGAAAGGCAUCCAUGCCUGGAGAGCCUGUUCAGAGAGGUGAGCCGGCCGCCGCUCCUAGCCCAGAGGAUUUCGAGAACCAGCCAGAAGAGGUUUACUAUUCUUCUUUUGAGCUCUCUCCCCUGGCUGCCAGGGCCAACAGAGCUGUCCCCGGACAUGGGCAGCAGGCUGGAGAUUCGCUCCGGGAACAGAAGAUUCAGGCUUUGCAGGGUUACGAGAAUGGGAACCUGACGAGCAGCAUGGUGGAUAUUCAUAACCCUGUCCUCCUGCAGACCCAGUUUGAUGCAGAGCAGAAACGUACCCAGGGGCAGAGAGAAGACCAUGGUGAAGAGAGGGAUGCAUUUCUUCUACACCAAAUCAGAGAUUCUGCACAAAGCACACACAGUUAUGGUGAGUUGGGAGCCAUCAAAGGAAGGGCUGACUCUAGCCCUGCAAUUGGAUCAGCGCCCACCUCUCAGACGACGAGCACCGCCCCCACGGACCUCAGUGAGGAUGCAAUUGCUCAUGAUUUGGGAGCAUUAGAUCUCGGCACAACAUUCUCGGCCAGCUCCUCUGAAAAACUGGCUUCAGGCCCCUCUGCUGGACCUUCCCAAGGGAUCCCUGAGCAGAAGCCGGGUAGCAGCAUCAGUUCCCACUGGGGUGGGUGCUCGGGAGAGUGCCUAGCAGAUACCCUGGGUGUUGCCAGUGGACCAGCAAACAGCAGAAAUCCUCAAAGCAAAGUCCAGAUCCCAGCUCCUGCAGCUCACAUGCUAUGCCCAGCUUCAACUCCUGGACCCAGCAACGUUCUUCCAACCAGUCCCCCCCUCCAUCCCAGUACGACUAGCAUUAAGAGCGUUCCCAAGCUUUCCAAUGCCAUGACUGCUGUGGAAUUCCCUGACUCUAGUGGCUUCUCCUCUACUGCUGUGAUUCCGCCUAGUUCACCUGCAUUGCCCUCUGACCUGUCAGAGCCAGCGUUCAACAGCGACCUAAGUGAGCUGAAAUGUCCCGUCCAAGAGUGCAGACUGACAGCAAGAGACACAGACAGCAGCAGCACCUCCAUGCCAGAGGAGAACGCAAAUCAAGCGCCAAAGCCCCCUGCUCCGAGUGUGACCCAAACCAGUCCACAGAUCCCUGGAAGCACAGCUCACACCACUGCGAGGGAGGCAGGGUGGAAGAGCCAAAACACCUUGCCAGGUCCCCCUGGGGGCUGCCAAGUGUUCUACAGUGAGCCGGAUGAAGAGGUGGAGCUCAGCAAGCCAGGUGUGCUAACCUCCACCAGAGGUGUGGAGGAGCCAGCCCAGAGGCAUCCAGAGUCACCCGAGACAAAUGUCCAAUAUUCUGGGAGGUCCGACCGCUUCUUCCUCAGCAGCAAGUGCUCUCUGGACAGCAAUCCCCUAAUGAUAAGCGAAUCCAGCAGUGCCUGCCCCAGCUCCAGCAGAGCCGAGAGGAAUCAGCCUGAAGAGAAUCACUACUCCUCUCGGUCUGACCACCCCCCCCCAGCAUGGGCUGCCACCAAUGGCCCAAGAAAAGACGAGGCUACUAAAAACAGCAGAGCCUCCCUUCUGCCAGAGAGCAGCAGCACCUGGGACAGCACAGCUGUGGAAACUCACGAAGUCCAUGUGGUUGAGUAUCCUGGCGUUGAUCUGGGGGAGGCUCCCAGCCUGAGGGUUGUAGCCAGUGUCUAUGAGAACCCAUCUCCAGCCAGCUCUGGCUCCCUCAGGAGGCUCUCCGAAUAUUCCGACUCACCUUGCAAUUUGGAAGCCCCUCCAGGAAGUUCUUCCCAGAACAUUAACAGGCCAAAGCGAGACAGUGAUGGGACAUCUUUCCCCUUGAAGGACUAUAUACUGCCUGCUGCCAUUGCUGCAUUCACUUCUGUUGUGGCUUUCCUAUUCUAUAAGCAUCUGCGGAAUUAGGAGAGGAGCAGGGUGGAGAGGUAGAACGUCACUUCGUUCAGCCACAAAGUCAACAGUAAACUUCAUGCUUAGCUUUCUCUUGCAUAGGAAUUUUAACUGGCAUA
This is a messenger RNA of Dermochelys coriacea (leatherback sea turtle), 3258 nucleotides long. It is a transcript of the gene MAVS, whose product is annotated as mitochondrial antiviral signaling protein. The transcript is spliced from 7 exons. The record is from RefSeq and is a predicted model, not a curated record. Bases 353 to 3154 code for a protein of 933 amino acids. NCBI's taxonomy places the organism in Eukaryota, Metazoa, Chordata, Testudines, Dermochelyidae.